CAAAAAAACAAAAGAAACUGUGAUAUUGAUCUUCUUUCCAUUGUUAAAUCCUCCUUUCAAUGGAUUCUUUAUUUUUCCUUACCACUGUUGCUGCUGCAAUUGGCUUCUUCACCCUUUUGAGAAAAGUCAGAGUCCAUCAAGAUAACACAGAAAAUAAUUUGCCUUCUUCAACACUUCCAUUAUCUCCAUCUUCUUUCUCUGUUUCAUCUUCUUUAUCUUGCAUCUGGGCUCACCAUGUCUUUCCCAGCUUCCGCGGGGAAGAUGUCCGUAGAGACUUCCUCAGUCACAUUCAGAUGGAGUUUCAAAGAAUGGGAAUCACCCAAUUCAAUGAUAAUGAUAUCAAAAGAGGAGAAUCCAUCAGUCCUGAGCUCAUUCGGGCUAUUAGAGGGUCUAAGAUCGCUAUUAUCUUGCUCUCUAGAAACUACGCUUCUUCAAGAUACAUAAAGAGAUGGACACAAGCCUUGGCAGAAGUGGCCACAAUAGCUGGUUAUCAUUCAAGCAAUUGGGAUAAUGAAGCAUUCAUUAUCAGGAAAAUCGCCAUUGAUAUUUCAAACAUAUUGAUUAAUUCCACACCUUUUGACGAGUUAGUUGGGAUGAGCACACAUUUGGAAAAGAUGGAACCAUUGUUAUGUCUAGAGUCAGAUGAAGUGAGGAUGAUUGGGAUUUGGGGUCCUCCUGGGAUUGGGAAGACCACCAUUGCUAGAGUUAUAUACAGCCAACUCUCCCACAGUUUCCAACUGAGUGUUUUUAUGGAGAAUAUCAAAGCAAACUAUACAAAACCUUGUUCCGAUGAAUACAAUGUCAAGUUGCGAUUACAACAACAGUUUAUGUCUCAAAUCACCAACCAUAAGAAUAUGGAGAUUUCUCAUUUAGGAGUUGUCCAAGAUAGACUGAAAGACAAGAAAGUUCUUGUCAUUCUUGAUGGUGUGGACAAGUCAGUACAACUAGAUGCAAUGGCAAAAGAAACUAGGUGGUUUGGUCGCGGGAGCCGAAUUAUAGUUACAACACAAGAUUGGAAACUUUUUAGAGCACAUGAGAUUAACCAUAUUUACAAGGUAGAUUUUCCGCCGGCAGAUGAGGCUCUUCAAAUUUUCUGUAUGUAUGCUUUUGGUCAAAAGUCCCCUAAAGAUGGUUAUGAGGAACUUGCUUGGAAAGUUACGAAUCUUGUUGGUAAACUCCCUUUGGGCCUAAGGGUUAUGGGAUCCUAUUUUCGAGAAAUGUCCAUAGAAGAGUGGACAAAGUCACUACCAAGAUUACAGACUAACCUCAACCCUGAUAUUCAAAGCAUUUUAAAGUUCAGCUAUGACGCUUUAGAUGACGAAGAUAAAGAUUUAUUUCUUUAUGUAUCAUGUUUUUUCAACGGUGAAAUUAUUCUGAACGUGGAAUACAAUCUUGCAAAGGAUUUCGUGGAAGUGGGGCAAAGACUUGACGUUUUAGUUGAGAAAUCUCUCAUAUCUUUUAAUGGGGAUCGUCUUAAAUGUGGACGUAUAAGCAUGCAUAGUUUGCUGCAGACGCUAGGUUCAGAAAUUGUUCGGCGGCAUUCUAUUAAUGAGCCUGGACAGCGCCAGGUCUUCGCUGAUAUACCAAAGAUAAUUCAAGUACUGAAGAGUGGUAAAUUAGGUAGAUUUGCCUACUGGGAUUGGGCAAACAGUAGAGAUAUUGCAUUGGGUAGAAAGGCCUGGCCGACCCCGGAUACGAAACAGAUCUCGUUUUGGUAGUUAAACCCGAAAAAUGCCAAGCAGAUCUUAUGCUUGUUAAGACUCCAUGUUAUGCUUUGUUUGUCUCUGAACGUAACCCAACAUGUGAUGUAACAGAUAGAGAGCAAAUUAGAAGAAUGCUUUGUUUCCUUUCUAAUGUACUCUAUCUUUGUUAUUGGAACUGGCUGUCCCGUUUAGGUUGCUCAAAACAAUUUCAUAAAAAGUUAGAAAAUUUUUCUUUUCUCGGCA
Molecule: messenger RNA, 1946 nt
Organism: Capsella rubella
Lineage: Eukaryota; Viridiplantae; Streptophyta; Magnoliopsida; Brassicales; Brassicaceae
Product: disease resistance protein TAO1
Biological process (GO): signal transduction; defense response
Molecular function (GO): ADP binding
Source: RefSeq, a predicted model, not a curated record